AUGGCUGAAGUUGAUAAACUCUUUGGUGAACAUGAUGGAGAGGAGGUACCUGAGAAUGUGACUGAAAUUGAGGCUGAGACUGAGGACGCACAGCCACAGGAACAAGACCAGGCACUGGCACUGGCAGAGGAGGAGGCAGAUGCAGAAGCAUUGGCUCAGGAACAAGAACGUGCUGUUUCACUAGCACAGGAACAAGAACAUGCACUGGCACAGUUACAGGCGCAGGAACAAGAACAUGUACUAGCCCAGUUACAGGCGCAGGAACAAGCGCAGGCACUGGCCCAGUUACAGGCGCAGGAACAAGAGCAGGCACUGGCCCAGUUACAGGCGCAGGAACAAGAGCAGGCACUGGCCCAGUUUCAGACACAGGAAGAAGUAGAAGUGCAAGAGGAGGAGUUGCAAGUGCCUGAACACAACCAAGAGCAUCAUGAGGAUGCUGUGGUUGGUGGAGGCGAGAAAAAGUGGCCUGGAUGGCCUGGUGAGAGCGUGUUUCGGAUGCUGGUUCCUGCCCAGAAGGUUGGCAGUAUAAUUGGACGCAAAGGGGAGUUCAUUAAGAAAAUAGUUGAGGAGACGAGAGCUCGCAUCAAAAUUCUAGAUGGUCCUCCAGGAACAACUGAAAGAGCUGUAAUGGUUUCUGCUAAGGAGGAGCCUGAUUCUUCUUUUCCUCCUGCAAUGGAUGGCCUUUUGAGGGUUCACAAGCGGAUUAUUGAUGGUUUGGAUGGUGAUUCUUCUCAUGCUCCACCGGGCAUGGGUGGCAAAGUCUCCACAAGGCUGCUGGUGGCAGCUUCACAGGCAGGAAGCUUGAUUGGAAAACAGGGAGGAACUGUUAAAUCUAUUCAAGAAUCAUCUAACUGCAUAGUUAGAGUUCUUGGAGCAGAAGACCUGCCGAUUUUUGCUCUUCAAGAUGACAGAGUUGUUGAAGUAGUGGGUGACGCAGUUGGUGUGCACAAAGCAAUUGAACUGAUUGCAUCUCAUCUUAGGAAGUUUCUAGUUGACCGCAGUAUAAUUCCAAUAUUUGAAAUGCAUAUGCAAAUGGCAAAUCCUCAGAUGGAACAUGCGCCCCCUCAUCAACAAUGGGGUCCACCCCAAGGUCUUCCCCACAAUGCUGGUGGGGGUCCUGGAUUUGGGCCUCCUAAUCCCCAGUACAUGCCACCUCCUCGGCAGCAUGACAAUUACUAUCCACCAGCUGACAUGCCCCCCCCCAUUGAGAAACAGCCUCAUCAUGGUAUAUCAGCUUAUGGAAGAGAAGCUCCAAUGGGCGUCCACCAGUCAUCAAAUGCUCAAUCAGCACCAUCAAUGGUCACACAGAUCACACAGCAAAUGCAAAUUCCGCUGUCAUAUGCUGAUGCUGUUAUUGGCACAGCUGGUGCAAGUAUAAGCUAUAUUCGACGAGCUAGUGGGGCAACUGUUACAAUACAAGAAACUAGGGGUGUUCCUGGAGAGAUGACUGUUGAAAUCAGUGGAAGUGCUUCCCAAGUCCAAGCAGCUCAACAACUGAUACAGAAUUUCAUGGCAGAUGCUGGAGCACCGCAGCCGACACAAACUGCUGGCUCUGUGGAUCAAGGUUAUAAUUCCUAUGCAGCUCAUGGUUCAGUAUAUUCAUCUCCCCCAUCCAAUCAAGGACAUGCAGGACAUACUGGUGGCUAUGGCUCAGUCUAUGGCUCACAUUAUGGGUACUAG
Molecule: messenger RNA, 1680 nt
Organism: Prunus armeniaca (apricot)
Lineage: Eukaryota; Viridiplantae; Streptophyta; Magnoliopsida; Rosales; Rosaceae
Source: the annotation of a GenBank genome assembly